AUGUCUGGUCUAGGCGGUGAUUUUGGCGUGCGGUUUGCACGCGAAACAUGGGCUCUCUAUGCUGUCGGUGUCACGGGUGCGGUACUACGAUUUACGGCCCGUAUCCGUCGAUUGGGUAUUCGCAACCUCCAGGCCGAUGACUACCUCAUGAUCUUCGCCGUAUUCUGGUAUACACUCCUCUGCGUCUCCCUCAACCAAGUCGCAUCCGGCGGAGGGUCCAAUUUGAUGACCCAGGAGGAUAUCGACAACUUGACGCCCACCACCUACGCCGACCGUGUCAAGGGCAGCAAAUGGGUCUUUGUGUCGGAACACUCCUUCGUGCUCGCCAUCUGGAGCAUGAAGGCGUGCAUGCUGGUGAUCUACGCUCGUAUCACCGAGGGUCUGCGCCAGCGCAAAUGGAUCAACUAUAUCGCUAUUUACGUUGGACUGGGCUUUGUUGCGACAGAGCUCUCGCUGUUCCUGAUUUGCCGCCCUCUGACUGACUAUUGGGCGGUUCCAACUCCGAACUAUCAAUGCAAAUCAUACCAGCACUAUGAGAUCGUUCAAGGAUGCAUCUCCAUCUCCGCCGAUAUCUUCAUGCUCCUUGUCGCCAUCCCGCUGCUCGUCCAAGUCCGCGUCCCCGUGAAGCAGAAACUAAUUCUGGUCCUGCUUUUCGGCAUGGGUAUCUUCGUCAUUGUGGCCGCCGUCCUGACCAAGGUGUACUGCCUGGUUCCCUCGCUCAUCUCCUACGUCUACAUGAACUGGUACUUCCGCGAAGCUACCGUCGCUAUCCUUGUCACCAAUCUCCCGCUCAUCUGGUCGCUUUUGCGCGACGUCUUCCCGGCCCUCAAGUCUUGGACUGGCGGAUCCAAAAAGGGCACCGAUCGAUACAAGUCUGGGCCUUGGUACAGCAAGGGUUCCCGGCCCUAUGGUCCGCCGAGUCAACUACGGUCUGGCGACUUCGACAUGCAAAAUUUCUCCAAUCGCAGUGUGCCUCCGACACCGCAAAAGCACGGCCCCGCCGUCUCCGAUGUCAGUCUUGGCGAGACGGAGCGCGAUAUAAGCAGUGACGAUGGCUCGGCGCGGGCACUGCGGAUCCGCCAGGACAUCACGGUGACCGUACAGCAUGACUCGCGGCCGCCGGAUUACCAGGACGGCCAUGGCGUUGCACAUGUUACUCGGGGUCACGAGGAAGUCUGA
Messenger RNA from Penicillium argentinense, 1179 nucleotides. RefSeq lists its product as uncharacterized. The record is from RefSeq and is a predicted model, not a curated record. Bases 1 to 1179 code for a protein of 392 amino acids. Lineage: Eukaryota; Fungi; Ascomycota; Eurotiomycetes; Eurotiales; Aspergillaceae. The transcript is spliced from 3 exons.